UUCUCAUCCAUUUCUCUCUCUCUUCUACCAUAAACAGAUAAAGACAGGCACCAUUAAAAUACAAACUUCAUUCUUCUUUUAUAUUAUCCAUUUGAUCUAGGGUUUUACAUUCAUUCCUUUUCAUUUAUACUCUUAUUUCUCGUUUUGGAUCGGAACGCCGCCGUUUUGGUGAGAUCCGAUUGCUUCUUUUGCCUUGGCUCGAGAUCCGGGCCAAGCACUGAAGUGUCGGAUUCGGAGCUUCUAAUUCCAUCCUCCUUCAGAUAUAGCGACUGUGGAAAGAAAAGGAUUAAACAAUGGCGACGAGUGAAGCAUUUUUAACGGAGGAGCAGAGAGAAAUAAUGAAACUAGCGACUCAAAAUGUGGAGAUAUUGUCAUCGUCACCGAAAUCUCCGUCCUCUUUGCUGGCUGAGCAUCAUUUACGAGUUCCGGCUGCUUCUGGUAAAGCUCCGAAUGCUGGGAAUGCUGGGAGGCAUGUGCGUAGGUCACACUCUGGCAAGUGUAUCCGUGUCAAGAAGGAUGGUGGUGGCGGUAAGGGUACAUGGGGCAAACUGCUUGAUACUGAUGGUGAUUCCCAUAUUGAUAGGAAUGAUCCCAACUAUGACAGUGGUGAGGAGCCUUAUGAGCUUGUUGAGGCUACCAUCUCAAAUCCUUUAGAUGAUUACAAGAAGGCUGUUACUUCUAUAAUAGAGGAAUACUUCAGUACAGGUGAUGUCGAAGUGGCAGCAUCUGACCUCAGGGAACUUGGCUCAAGCCAAUAUCAUCCAUUUGUCAUUAAGCGGCUCGUUUCCAUGGCCAUGGACAGACAUGAUAAGGAGAAGGAAAUGGCUUCUGUUUUACUAUCUACACUGUAUGCGGAUGUCAUCAGUCCAUCCCACAUUAAGGAUGGAUUUGUCAUACUUCUUGAGGCAGCUGAUGAUCUUGCUGUGGAUAUUCUGGAUGCAGUUGAUAUCCUUGCUUUGUUUUUAGCUCGCGCUGUGGUAGAUGAUAUCCUUCCUCCAGUUUUUCUCACUAGAGCGAAGAAGACCCUUGUGGAUUCCUCAAAGGGAUUUCAGGUUAUUCAAACUGCUGAGAAGAGCUAUCUCUCGGCUCCACACCAUGCAGAACUUGUGGAAAGGAGGUGGGGUGGUAGCACUCAUAUCACUGUUGAGGAAGUAAAGAAAAAGAUUGCUGAUCUCUUGAGGGAAUAUGUGGAGAAUGGGGAUGCUUUUGAGGCAUGCAGGUGCAUAAGAGAAUUGGGCGUUUCAUUCUUUCAUCACGAGGUCGUUAAGAGGGCUUUAAUUCUUUCCAUGGAGAGUCGAAGUGCUGAACCGUUUAUGCUAAAGCUGCUGAAGGAAGCUUCUGAGGAAGGCCUGAUAAGUUCCAGUCAAAUGACUAAGGGUUUUGCUCGGUUAGCUGAAAGCCUCGAUGACCUUGCUCUUGACAUUCCUUCUGCAAAAAAACUGUUCCAAUCACUUGUUCCGAAGGCUAUAUCUGAGGGUUGGCUGGAUGCAUCGUUCAUGAAGUCAUCCAGUGAAGAUGGACAAGGACAAACUGAAGAUAUAAAGUUGAGGAAAUACAAGGGAGAAAUUGUCACAAUAAUUCAUGAGUAUUUUUUGUCAGAUGACAUUCCUGAACUAAUUCGAAGUCUUGAAGAUCUUGGCAUGCCCGAGUAUAAUCCAAUUUUCUUGAAAAAGCUCAUAACUCUUGCUAUGGAUAGAAAGAACAGGGAGAAAGAAAUGGCAUCUGUCCUGCUUUCAGCAUUGCACGUUGAGAUUUUCUCGACAGAUGACAUAGUUAGUGGCUUUGUCAUGCUCCUGGAAUCCGCUGAGGAUACAGCAUUGGACAUAUUGGAUGCUUCAAAUGAACUUGCUCUUUUUCUGGCUAGGGCUGUGAUUGAUGAUGUCUUGGUUCCGCUGAAUCUAGAGGAAAUAGGCAGCAAAUUGACUCCAAAUUGCAGUGGGAGCGAGACUGUCUCAAUGGCUCGAUCACUUGUUGCUGCCCGUCAUGCAGGUGAGAGGAUCCUGAGGUGCUGGGGAGGUGGAACUGGCUGGGCUGUUGAGGAUGCAAAGGACAAGAUAAUGAAGCUACUUGAGGAAUUUGAAAGUGGGGGGGUCGUGAAUGAGGCUUGCCAAUGCAUCCGUGACCUCGGAAUGCCAUUCUUCAACCAUGAAGUGGUGAAAAAGGCAUUGGUUAUGGCUAUGGAAAAGAAGAACGACAGGAUGCUGGAUCUGUUACAAGCUUGUUUCAACGAGGGUCUGAUUACUACCAAUCAGAUGACCAAAGGCUUGGCACGCAUCAAGGAGGGGCUCGAUGAUCUGGCUCUCGAUAUUCCAAAUGCGGAGGAGAAAUUCAGUUUCUAUGUUGAGUAUGCUCAGAAGAAGGGUUGGCUCCAAUCGUCUUUUGGGUCAUCACUGGCUGCAACUGCUUGAGUUGAAUUUACAUUUGUGUGUAGUCUGGCUCAUGUUUGUUGUUGCCUGUUGCUUUUAAAAUGUCCCUGUGCUUCAAAGGUGGAUAGCUAGAUACGGAAUUUGAGGUUUCUGUUUUCCUUUUGUUAUCCCUUUGUGGUCAUUUGAUGGAGAUUCUGUUGGAUCCGGGUCAUUGUAUAAAUUUGGUUCUUUGGUAUUACUAUUGACAUAGAUUUAGGAGUACGUUCUCUUAUCAA
Molecule: messenger RNA, 2641 nt
Organism: Mercurialis annua (annual mercury)
Lineage: Eukaryota; Viridiplantae; Streptophyta; Magnoliopsida; Malpighiales; Euphorbiaceae
Product: MA3 DOMAIN-CONTAINING TRANSLATION REGULATORY FACTOR 3-like
Exons: 4
Coding region: 294-2408 (704 amino acids)
Biological process (GO): negative regulation of DNA-templated transcription
Source: RefSeq, a predicted model, not a curated record